Molecule: messenger RNA, 510 nt
Organism: Sclerotinia borealis F-4128
Lineage: Eukaryota; Fungi; Ascomycota; Leotiomycetes; Helotiales; Sclerotiniaceae
Source: the annotation of a GenBank genome assembly
AUGUCUCAAUCAUUGCGACCCUACCUUCAAUGUGUACGAUCUUCUUUAACAUCAGCUUUAUGUCUCUCGAACUUCGCAUCCCAGACCUCCGAAAGACACAAUGUGCCCGAAAUCGAAGCCAAAACUUCGCCGGAAGUCCUUUUAAAUCCUUUGACAGUUGCACGAAAUGAGAAUGAACGAGUCCUUAUCGAGCCAAGUAUCAACAGUGUUCGAAUUAGUAUCAAGAUAAAACAAGCAGACGAAAUUGAGCAUAUUCUCGUACACAAAUUUACCAGAUUCUUAACUCAAAGAGCAGAAGCGUUCUUUAUUCUUAGGAGAAAGCCGAUUGAGGGCUACGACAUUUCGUUUUUGAUUACGAAUUUCCAUACCGAAGAGAUGUUAAAGCAUAAGCUGGUGGAUUUUAUCAUACAAUUCAUGGAGGAGGUUGAUAAAGAAAUCUCGGAAAUGAAGUUAUUUUUGAAUGCCCGUGCAAGAUUCGUUGCGGAAUCAUUCUUAACGCCUUUCGAUUAA